AUGAUGCUCUCGGCAGCCUACAAGGAAUAUUAUGGGAACCUUAAAAAGAUUCGAGAGCUCGCUGUCUUUAUCAAUGCUAGUCCACAGCGCAGGGAAGCUUUUCUUACCCUUCAAACUACUGAGCCUAAGCUUGUUCCGAUCCAAGAUGUUCGCACACGCUGGAAUUCUACCUUUCUGAUGCUUAAUCGUGCCAGGAAAUUACAAUCAGUCUUUGAUCGGUAUUGUAUAACAUAUCAACAUAUUCAAUUUAAGCUAGAUGAAGAGGAAUGGCGCCAAAAGGAGUUUAAGCGAUAUCAGCAGCAGGUUAUCCAGGAAACAGAACCGGUUGAUAACCAAGCAAUCUUUGAUCCUGCUGAAAAUGAGCUUGAGCUAUUAUGUGAAUCACAGACAGCUCUACAAGCUGAAGUGGAUCAACCGGAGGAUGAAAUAACACGGUAUUUGGCAAAAGGGCUCACAAAAGGUAAUCCUCGGGUCUUCUGGAAGGAGCAUGAGCACGAGUAUCCAGUCCUUGCAAAGAUUGCACGAGAUAUCCUCUCAGUUCCUGCAAGUGGCGCUGGUGUUGAGCGGCUUUUAAUUGUGCUCGUGAUGUCUGUCACUAUCGUCGGGGACAGUUAA
Molecule: messenger RNA, 615 nt
Organism: Aspergillus tanneri
Lineage: Eukaryota; Fungi; Ascomycota; Eurotiomycetes; Eurotiales; Aspergillaceae
Exons: 5
Coding region: 1-615 (204 amino acids)
Molecular function (GO): protein dimerization activity
Source: RefSeq, a predicted model, not a curated record